AUGUGUAAUGUUCCAUACCUUGAUGAACGCGAAUAUGAAGAGAAAUGCCUCCCUAAUCCUAUAACAGAUCGAAACGAAAUUCGUAGCGAAUAUGCGGAGAAUGAUGGAUACCCCACUCUCGGGAGUUGCAGCGGACAUCGCUCACUUGACUCGCACAUCACUGGCGAUCGACUGACAACCGAUGACCUUCCUCUUCGUAGGAAAAACUGUUUUUAUCACCUCAAGGAGAACCCGUUUAGCUGGGAACUCUGA
Molecule: messenger RNA, 252 nt
Organism: Nezara viridula (southern green stink bug)
Lineage: Eukaryota; Metazoa; Arthropoda; Insecta; Hemiptera; Pentatomidae
Source: the annotation of a GenBank genome assembly